Trichoplax adhaerens is the source of this 1620-nucleotide messenger RNA. RefSeq lists its product as uncharacterized. Bases 1 to 1620 code for a protein of 539 amino acids. The transcript is spliced from 8 exons. The record is from RefSeq and is a predicted model, not a curated record. Lineage: Eukaryota; Metazoa; Placozoa; Uniplacotomia; Trichoplacea; Trichoplacidae.
AUGGCAAUGUACGACAACGAUCAAACUUAUCUUAAGACUCUUUCCAAUAUUUCUUAUGCAAUUAUCAACAAACCCCAGGAUCUCAAUUUAGUGGAAACUACAAAACUCCUCUUACCUAUACCAAUCCAGGAUGAUUCAGAAAGAUUGAUUAAUAUAUCUGCGAAAUUAUCAACUAUCACCGAGCUAUUUCAACAUGCUGCCCACCCCGAGGAUCAUCUAACUUGUAUAUGCAAUAAGGUUAUUAGCGAGGGACUAAUCCCUAAAUUAAAGAGAAUUACAGUUAAUAAUGGAACCAUUAAAUUUACACUUUUAUUAGAAAUUCCCGACGGCUGCUAUUCAGCAAAUCCUGCAAAUGAUCUUCGAUGUCACCCUGCAAAUUCCAUCUACUACCAGGAUCACACAAACAUUAGAUUUCCUAAAACAAGUUCUCCACAAUUGCCGAGAGAGUUGACGGUAAAUUGCUUAAAAGAUAUCGUCGAUAAUCGUGAAAAUUUAUCAUCAAAGUAUAUUAUCGCUAUGCAAAAUAUUUCGUUGUUUUCUGGCUUUUAUCACUCGGCACGUAAUGAAGCAGGUUCUAAAAUUGGCAAGUCAGUUAUGAAUGAUUACGCUUGUAGCAGUAGUCUGCUUCGGAAGUUGAUGUUAUGCCUUUUUGCAAGUCUACGGAUCGUUUUAAGCUGUGAAGUAAAUAAAUCUACAGACCAAACUGAUGAAGACUUAGUUUUUCGGUCCAUAGAAAGCAUCAUAUACUAUCUACAUGUUUUUCAUGAUAUUGUCGCAACUGGUAAUCCUAUGUCUACUAGUCAGGAUAAUUGCAACGAUACAACUGGUCUAGCGAAAACUUUGGUCAAUACUUUUAUUGAUGAAGACGAUUCUUUAGUUCAAAUUAUUUUAUGGCUUCUGGAUGUUUAUUCUGCCGUGAAAAUUUUCUCAAAUUCUUGUAGUUGUAGGUUGGCUAUAGCAUUGGCUCCUUUAGAAACCUUUAUGUCACAACUUCAACCUGAUUUGGUCUUUAUAUUAUUAAUUAAAUAUUUUUAUUACGAUCAUACAGUGCUUUUGGAUAUGUUGAUAUCCAAUGAAACUAAUUUUCUAGAAUGCUUCGUAAAAUAUUUAAAAUUCAUAAUUCAAGACUGGGAUAAUUUUCGUAAAGCUCAUGAUAGCCUUUCCGACACGUCACUAAUUGCUAACGAGCAUCUCGCAGAUAUUGAGGCAAUCAAUGUUAGCGAGCAUUCUAAUAUUGAAAUAAGAGGGGAUCAUUAUAAUGAGACAGAUCUUAGCCAGGCAAUGUCAGUGAACGAAAUUCAUGACGUGAAGCAUCAUUACGACAUAAGUUUGCUAUCAUCAUUUGAAAAUUAUUCAAAAGAUACUGAGAAUGGUGAUGACGUAUCUUCAAUAUCAUCGUUGGAAGAACUUUACAGCCAAAGUAUAUCAUCAAUAUCUUCAUCUGAAUCUUUUAGUAGUACGAGAGACUGCGAGUACACUUUGGAUAAAACUAUGGCGGUUUUAAUCCGCUUAAAUUUAGCCAUUGAAAGAUUAAAAGAAAAGGAUCUGUUUCCGUACUGUCCGGAUGCAUUGCUAAAACUACUUUCUCAAGUUGAAGAAUUAUACGAAGCCGGCUAUUAA